AGCGACGUGGUACUAAGCAACGAAUGAUCUUUCGAAAGGUAGGAUGUUAUUUGUGCAACAAUGAAGUGCAAGGUACACGUAUAUCAAUGUACAUACAAGUAUCACGAUAUAUUCAAUUGAGAAAAGUGACCACUAAAUGCCUGGAAAAACAAAAUGCCUGGAAUCGCAAGUGCCACUGGUCUCAUCUCUGCACGUGUUCGACCUAUUUAUAGAAAUAAACCACAGCAUGUAGAACUUUCAGGACAUACAAACCCGGCACCCUUCGCCCUUCGACCUUACGCUGGCCUUUUUAAUCCCUAUUCUUAUGGAUGCUCCGUAUUAUGUAAUCAUCCUGUAGACAAUGAAGCCAAAGAAGUGGUGCGUCGUGCGAAGGACACAUGGGCAAGCGAAGGUAAAGCUUUAUUAUUAUCAGAAGAAAUGGAAAUGAUUCGUGCUAGAUUAUUAGCUGCCGGCAAAAGAGAUGUUACCGUUGAUUCAGGAAAUGUAGAUAUUAAGGAAAUUAACGUUGACGCUAUAACUGUUCCGGAAGAGUUAUUCCGGAAAUACACGGAGACCGAUUCUCGACCUCUUACACCGGCACCUACUCUUGUUAGUGUGCAAGCAGCGACAAUAUCGAGUCGUCCUAUUCAAAACGAUCCUUCAGCAAUUAUAUACAAUCCACGAGAACGCACUACAUUAGUUUUGGAUUUGCGAGCCAAAUCACAGCCCCAAUUGGACAAUGAAACUUUCACUUGGCAUGCAUUGACUUUAGAAGUUCUACCAGUCCCUAGAAAGAGUCAGAUCAUCAGCAGUAAACCAUUAUCUCGACGUCGAUCUUUUGCUUCGGUAACACGUCCAGUACCAUUUGCUCUUCCUUCUUCCUUGAAUGUCGAAACCUGUGAAACGAUCAUACACAACGAUGUUAACAACAGCAGUGAUGAACCUACGGUUGUACGAAGGCGAGGAAAAAAAUUACGUAAAAGGAAAUGCAGAAGAAAUUCGAUUUAUGGACAACAGACGGAAGUUCGGGAUCCAUUUGAACCACCAGAAACACAGAUCUCGCAAACUGAAAAUGAAUCUAGACGAGCUUCAGUUCAUCCGCUUACUGGUGAUUCUUGUACGGUAGUAUCUUCGGAAAAAGUAAUGGUUUCUUUGGUAGAACAGACGAUGCAUUCCAGUUUUAUACCGAUAGAAAUUCUGAAACAUUUGUGCAGAGAAUUAAAUCGCGAUAAAGUCGAAGCGGAAUUUUCGAUGAAGAGAAAAAUUGCAUUCGAAGAGGCUCUAAGAGUUAAAGGUGAAACUCAUUUCGCUUUGCGUGGAACGCGCCGAACUUCAGUAUCACCGAUGCAGGAUGUACCACGUGUAUUUUCACGACAAACUGCUCGUUUUGAGAUUCUGGAUAGCCAAAGUUUACGUGGAAUCACGGUACUAGUAUAUCUGAGCAGGCACGUUUUCGUGAAUUCCGGAAGAAAGUUAAUAUACAGUCGAACUUUUAUCAGGUUCCACGAGGAAACCUUACAAGGGAGCCGAUACAUUUCCCCAAACGAUGUUCAAGAAGCUCUUCAAGAUGCAAUUGGGAGGACACUGACUGAUGAACAGCAAGCACAUUUCAACAGCUUCCUAGGGAAUAUUUCCGAACCGUUAAACUUUCGAACCUGGUGUGGCGUAUGUGCAGCAGCAGAAAGAUUGUUAUGUCCUCUUCCAACCAAACAAAUUGAUCCUCCUACGUGGUUAGAAAGGCUGGACUUCGAAAUGCUGGAAAGACGACUUGAUUCGAUCAGCGUAGAUUCUCAGUUGGCUCUUCUAUUGAGAGAAAUUCGUAACAGAUAAUAUUAGUCGAUGUUAUAAAUGGAAAAAUUAAAAUAAAAAUGAAGCUUGUUCAUUACGUUCGUCGCAUGUUUUAUUGCCAGGGUAGAUGCACGUAUUACAUCUACCCAAGCGUACACAGUUACAACAAUAUACGAUUUCUCUUUUACUCUUUUUCUUUCUUUCGUUCGUUCUAACAUACAAGCAUGCGUCAUACAUACCACAUAUACACCUACGUACAUACAUACUCGCUCUAUUUUUCUUUUUAUCUUUCUUAGUACAAUAACAUAAUAAAUAAUAAAUCGUUUUUUUUUUUGUUAUCCUUAGAGAUAAUAUAAAACCGUCCUGCAUUGUGUAAAUAAAUUAAGUAAAUGAACAGUACAACGCGGAAGAGUAAUUAGAAUACGAUUUCCGUGGUGUAAUAAUGAUAUUAUAACAUAUUAUCAAGUU
This is a messenger RNA of Vespa velutina, 2235 nucleotides long. RefSeq lists its product as uncharacterized. The record is from RefSeq and is a predicted model, not a curated record. The transcript has 8 exons. Lineage: Eukaryota; Metazoa; Arthropoda; Insecta; Hymenoptera; Vespidae. Bases 154 to 1809 code for a protein of 551 amino acids.